Molecule: messenger RNA, 5309 nt
Organism: Amphibalanus amphitrite
Lineage: Eukaryota; Metazoa; Arthropoda; Thecostraca; Balanomorpha; Balanidae
Exons: 10
Coding region: 179-4570 (1463 amino acids)
Source: RefSeq, a predicted model, not a curated record
CUGACCUUGACCGGUCGCCCUUCGGCGGCCGACGGCGACCGACUCCACAGCAGCGCGCCUGGACGGCCGGCGGCCGGUGGGUCGUGCGGUGCUGCUGCGUGUGAAUCCCACUGGAAGUUGUUAUACGGACAAAUCCUCACAAUUGCUGCGGAAAGCCAGAGUAAGCUGUUCGAAAACAAUGGAAGGCAGAAGCACAUCAGCUCCUGAGAGCGCCUGCCCUGAGCUGCCGACUGAAACUAGCUCACAGGAGCACAGCGACCGCCUCUCGGAAGCGCUGCACCCCUCAACCGGCUCGAGCAUUCUUCCAGCUUCGGAGGUUUGCAAUACUAUGGCCGAUACGCUACCCUCAAGAGACAUUCAUGCUGACGAGAGUGAUCUGUUUAUGGAAGAUGAUGAGGCGUUUCUUGGUGACCUGACUUCUUUUCUUGAUGACGACAGCAUCCCGUGCGACCUAAACUUUGACCCAAUCGAGAGCGAGCCAGCUCUGGAGACAGCCGAACGAAGCACCUGCAAUGCCAAUGUCAGCUCGAGAACCGUUCUGCCGUCAGAAUUGGACGACCUUCUCGACAUGGUGAUGAUGUCAGGGUAUCGCACAAAUGAGACCAGAGACGACGUUCAACACUGGAUGGAGCCUGAUACUCCAGAAACCUACCACGAGAAUCAAUACGAUCUUUCUCAAACCCUGCUCUCGUCAAGUUUUCCGUCCCUAUUUGACGGCAGCGCGGAUAUGUCUCCGAUUCCGCGACAUUACCGAAGCACGACACAAAUGCAGCCUUCAAGUACAUGUGCGACCGACGAAUGGAGGUCCUCAGAAGCCGGGGUAGCGAGCACCAGUCUGCUCGCCGCUCCUGGGGUCGACCAAUGGCCCUCCGCCCCACCGGCUUCUCUCGGAGCCGCAAACAUUAAAUUGGAAAGGUCUCUGGUCACGGCAACAGUUACCUCGGCGUCAGUGGGGAACAGCGCUGCUAACUCUGCAUCAGGCGCGGAGAACUCGGCCGACGACAGCUGCGUCUCAUCCACGAGCCCCGACUUUCCGGGCCCGAGCUUCGGCAGUCCGUGCGUCCCGGCGGCUCAGGACGAUCCAUACUUUCCGCUCCCUGCGCUGGAGGUAAUUCUGAUGUCCUCUGAGGCCCGGUUCAUGCACCUGGUGCAGACACUCUGCCGCGAGUUUCCCACUGAGCUGCACCAGUUCAUGUUGGUGGUGUCUGGGGAUCGGGGCAUCACGCCGCCACCCGCUGACGGCCAGGUGAUGUCCGUGAAAGGCAUGCUGGAACUGCGCCGCGAGAUCGAGCAGGUCCAGCCUAUAGAUACCCUUCUGCUGGAGAGAAUCAUUACAGAAAGUGAACACAAGCUUGGCAGACACGAGCGGAUCCUCAAGGAGAUAUUGCGCAUCACUUGCCGCGGAGACAUGUCGCAGUGGGAACGAAAACUGGUCUGGGGAAGGGAGGAGAGGAAAAGGCUUCAGGAUGAAACAGACAAUGCGAACUCCGCGUCCACACUGAAGCGACAUCGAGCACUCCAAAAAUCUACCGAUCCCCUUUUGGGAGGUGUAAUUGCUGAAUCAGAGGGCCCUGAGUUCAGCUUGGAAGAGGUGGCCGACGAGAUCAGCGUGACAUCGCUGGAGAGCGACACAGAGCCAGAUCAGACGGACCUGCCGCACGCCUUCUGCUACCCGAAGGGCCCCGACCUGCUGCGCUCCAACCGGGACGUGGCCCACCCGCACCUGGAGGCGCCCGUGGCCGACUCUGUGUGCCAGACCCAGUUCGGCAAGGUGAAGUUCUCCGUGUACCCGGGAAUCCGCUGGGGGCGGGAUCCACUGCGGAAAAAGAAGCGUCUCGAAAGGAAACUGAGUGAGGUGCUCAAAGACGGUGAAACUGAUGUGUUCAUCUGCGAUGACCUUCUCGAAGAUCUGGACAUGGAGUCUUCCGUGGAAUCCCUGCUCCAAUGCCUGACACAGCACAAUCUGCGCUGUCCGAAAGCUGCCGAGUGGCAGCGCAGCCGUUCGCUGUCGUCUCUGGAACGUAGCACCACCAGCUGCAGAGCCUCCCGGCCAUCCACCAGCCACCUCAUCAUCCGCAAAAUGUCCGACGGCACACCGUUCCUAGACGGGACCGGCCAGCGCGCCUCGACGAGAACCAUGGACAGGGAGGAGUUUCUCUCUCAGCUGGCCGACGGACGGAUGACGCUGGCCGCUCAGCCUCCGGAGCACUACAACCAGCUGCUGGUCAAGCGGUCUGAGACGGACGGAAAGAGUGGCUGCUCAGGGUCACGCCGCAUGCCAGAGACCGGUCUGAUUCGUCACCCGGUGUCCUUGCCCGGCAUGCCGUCCCAGCAGGACAUCUCGCUUGCCUCGCAAGUGGCCAAGGAUUUGCUGAGUAGACAAACCCGGGACCUGUAUCGGUCCUCUAUGCUUCGAUCUGACAAACGGGAAGAGAUGGGCGUAAGCCAGCCGGGACGCCUCGGCAAGGGUCGUGAUGGUACGGGGCUCGACAGGCAAAAACGUGGCCUCGAAACUCGAGAAGGUAAUGGAGCAUUCUCUGCUGCUGCCACCUCGUCGAAUGACAACGAUUCCCAUUGGAAAAAUCUUAUGGAUUCUGUCUUACAGCCGAGAAGCCGAAGCAGAUCAUCAACAAGCUCAGACAGGAAGAGAUCUCUGGAUUUCCGUCACGAAUCGUCACAGCGAAAGCGUCACUUCUCCUUGGGGACAACCAGGCCGAGAGAUCUAUCGAAGCACACCAGAGCUCCUCAUCCGCCCACCAUCCUUCUACAAGGCGUUCCACUUGCGAGCACCGCCUGCACCCCAUCUGUGUCUCACAGAAGCACGUCCCUGCACAGGCAGCCUCUCCUGUUGCCGAAGCCCGCAGUAUCCAUCUCGAGCACCGCAAUCCACACCUCCAUCUCGAUGCAGUCCUCGAGCGGCUCGGUCGGCAAGCUGGGGUCCUUCAGCACCCGGCUGAGCCGCGGGUACGACACGCUCCUGGGCACGGCUCGGGGGCGUGGACACGCUGUGGGCACCGGUCCCCGUCAGGACGGAGGCAGGCUGGUGCCGCUGGAGCCCGAGUCCGUCGUGGUGGGGGACGGACGGGAGCAGCAGCCGGCGGAAGGGGAGGGAAGCGCUCUGACGGAGCCGGCCUCUGUGACCGCUGAGGAGGCCAAGAGAGUCAUCAUGGAGCCGCCGUCACCCAAAAGCCUGCAGGCGCGAGAUAAAAUACUACGCGCGAUGGUGUCUGUGACUGAUGACACCGAUGACGUCACGUCGAUGCACUACCACCGGCCGCGCCACUGCGACUUUCGCCGUCUCGGCAUCGGAGGGUUCCUGAUGGAGCCGGCUGGCGGCCGCGGCCGACUCAAGAUCAUCUACAGCGCCAGAAAGAUUGUGUACGAGUUCGACUAUCCACCGGCAUCUGAGGAAUGCGAGCAAAGACAGCUGGUUCACAUAGAGGUCAAGUUCUCCAGCGUCAUUGCGUUACAAUCAUCCACAGAAGAGCUGAGGAUCGUGGUGUGCCAGAUACCGACCGUGCUCGUCGGUCGGCCCUCGUCGGAGCCCGUCUCACAGCGCGGUCGACCCUGCGAGGCCGGCACCGGUGACCCGACCGAGCCAGAGAUCACCAACACUGACCCCCGGCUGCGAGCCUUCGUCAGUGGAGACAUAAGGGACUCGCCGCUGCAUCUGCUGCAGCUGAGUCAGGCAGCGUGUGAGGCCGCCUGCCGCACGCUGGGCAGGGUCAGCCGCCGCUUCCACGAUAUGCUCUGCUGUCCGCCGCGACUCGACGGCUACGUGCCCCGCUGGAGACUGGUGUCCGCCAGUGACGUCACCAGCUGGAGACCGGCGUCCACCAGUGACGUCACGGGUGCAGCUGUGGGCGCGGCCGGCGGUGCAGGAGUGAGCCAGGAGGGCUGCCAGACGUGGCUGCAGUCCGGUCAGCCCCAGAGCUGUAACUGCCGCUUCUCCUGCCGCUCGCUGGACUGUCCGUGCUCGCGUGCCUCUCUGCCCUGCGGCUAUGGCAGCACCGCGUGCCGCUGCGGCCCGGGCUGCUCCAACACCUUCAACGCCGUGCUGGAGGAGGGCAUCGACGUGGAGACGGCCCGCGAGGACACGUGCCUCGUGCAGAACGUGUUCGCCGUCAACAAGCCGAAGGAGAUUCGUCGCCUGCUGUCGGACUCGCAGCCCUGUCCGCACUGCCAUCUGUUGGUGGAGAUUCGCAGCGUGGUGCCCAUGCAGCGGCCGUGCCCGCACUGCUCCAAACCGGUGGUGUUCUCCUGGUGUCAGCGCAAACUGCGCGACAGCCGCAACCACUGCCUGGUCUGCAUCGGCUGCUCCGAGGUCAACUUCCAGCACUGCCUGCUCUGCAAGUUCUGCACGCGGCGCACCCGCCAGCACGGACCGUGCACGCAGUGCGCGGCACGCGGCGAACAGUGGCGCACCAGCCGGCGCUACGUCACUGCCGAGGGCCAGCUGUUCUCGCGUCAGCUGAUGUCUGAGCUGCGACUGACGCCGACUGGGGCAGGACGGGACUGCGGCGGCCCGGCGACCAGUGGGGAGGGCGACGGCCCGUCAGCUACCGUGUGAGGACGGACCGCGGCGGGAGACAGGACUGCUGUCUGAGGCAGUCCGUGGUAAGAGGAAGGACAGCCCCCAGCCACCGUCUGAGGCAGGACUGCAAUCUGAGGGAGGACUGCCGUCUGAGGGAGGACUGCAAUCUGAGGCAGGAUCACCGCCUGGGGGAGGACUGCAGUCUGAGGCAGGAUCACCGUCUGGAGGAGGACUGCAGUCUGAGGCAGGAUCACCGUCUGAGGGAGGACUGCAGUCUGAGGCAGGAUCACCGUCUGAGGGAGGACUGAAGUCUGAAACAGGACUGCCGCCUGAGGGAGGACUGCAGUCUGAGGCAGAACUGCCGUCUGAGGAAGGUCUGCCGCUUGAGGCAGCCCACGGUGAGAGUCUAGUCUGUCCUGUCGAUUUCUACCUCGGAUUUGAAGGACCAACGAGAGACGAGAGGCUCGAGAGGCUGUUUUUGUUCUAUUUGUCUCGUGGUGUUUAUGUGCGUACUACUACGCAAACUACAUAGUUAUUAGUUAAUUAUGAACAUGUUACACGCAUUUUGUUUCAUUGUAAUAACUUGAGUCAUCGUCACUUUCAGCACAGUAAGAGAGGAAAUAAAACCGGAUGACGUUACCAAUCAAUGCCUAUAGUGAUUCUUUGAUAUGGAAACUGCUCGGGCACUGUUACGCUUUUGUUGCUUUUGUUACAUUUCUAUCGCAUUAGUGUUCUGUUUUCUCGUCAUUUCUAUCAAUAUAUUUUUUUCCAUCAA